AACAACCCUCUACAAUCACACAAUCCUCUACAAUCACACAAUCCUCUACAAUCACACAACCCUCUACACUCACACAAUCUUCUACACUCGCACCAGCCUCAUCUUCACGCCUGUUCUGACAAGCAAGCUCUUUAUGCUGUGCUACAUAAAAAACACAUACACACAUAUAUACACAUACACACAACACAUAUAUACACACAUAUAUACACAACACAUAUAUACAGCCGCGUACGCGACAGCAGCGCCUGGCGAUCGGCUCCCUCGCGCCUUCUCCCUCCCCCACUCCACUCGAGCCGGCUCCGAGGGCCUCGCCCGGCCCCGAGGGCCUCACCCGGCCCUUGGCACGCUAGGCCGGACGCCCUGGAAAGAGGCACCCGCGCGCGGCGCGCUGCUGUCUCUCAAUAGCAAAGGAAGCGACGAUGUCGUUCCGAACGGGCAGCCCUCCCAGGUCAUGUGACACCUUCGUGGCGUUGCCGCCAGCGACGGCCGGCGGCCACGUGGUCUUCGGCAAGAACUCUGACCGGCCGAGCGACGAGGUGCAGGAGGUGGCGGUGCUGCCCGGAGCCACUCACCCACCGGGCACCAAGCUGCAGUGCACCUACAUCGAGAUCGAGCAGGCGGAGAUCACGCUGCCCGUGGCGCUGAGCAAGCCGGCGUGGAUGUGGGGCGCCGAGAUGGGCGCCAACGACCGCGGGGUGUGCGUGGGCAACGAGGCCGUGUGGACCAACGAGCCCAUCGACGACAAGGAGGCACUGCUGGGCAUGGACUUAGUGCGGCUGGCGCUGGAGCGGGGCGGCACGGCGCGCGAGGCGCUCGACGUGAUCACGUCGCUGCUCGCGCGCUAUGGCCAGGGCGGGAACUGCAUGGAGAGCACGAGCAGCUUCACGUACCACAACAGCUUCCUCAUCGCCGACCGCUCCGAGGCCUGGGUGCUGGAAACGGCCGGCGAGUACUGGGCGGCCGAGCAAGUCACAGAGGGCACGCGCAACAUCUCCAACGGGCUGAGCAUCGGCUCGCGCGUAUCGCUGGAGCACCCCAAGCUGCGUUCCCACGCGCGCGAUGCCGGCUGGUGGGACGGCCGCUCGAGCUUCGGCUUCGCGGGGACGUACGAGGAGGGCGGCGGCAGCGGCGGAGGCCGCUUCUCGGCCGGCAAGCGCCUGCUCGCCAAGCACGCAGGGUCCCUGUCGGCACAGGACAUGAUGUCGAUCCUGCGUGACAAGGAGAGCGGGAUCUGUGCGCAGGGCGCCUUCCUCACGACGGGCAGCAUGGUGUCCAUCCUCCCGCAGAACCCCGCCCUGCCCUGCAUCCACUUCCUGACCGCCACUCCCGACCCUUCCAGGUCGAUCUUCAAGCCGUUUGUGUUCGUCGAGGGGGUCAAGCCCGUCGGCAAGGUGGUUUCGCCGGACCUGGGCGCCGACGACCCGGCGAGGGUGGUGCCGCGCUUCCGCAGCAAACCGGACCGGCGGCACGAGCUGUACCGCGCGCACCAGCAGGCGUGGGAACAAGCCGGCGACAGCGGCACGGAGCGCGGCGUGCGACUGCUGGAGACGAUGAUGGGGCUGGAGCGCCAGGGCAUCGCCGCCAUGGAGGAGGUGGUGUCUGGACGUCGUGCGUUUGUGGCGUCCGAGAUGGUUGACCUCUUUUACGACUGCGUCGACACAGAAAUGAAGUUCUACAAGUGAACGACGCACACGUACACGCGCGCCGCGCCACCAGGAGGCGCGCAUGGCGUGCAACACGAGCGUGUCGGCAUCGUGGAAUUGAACUUUCAUUUGAAGAAAUGCCGUUGUGUCUUCAGUAGGGCAUGCAACGACGUAUCGAUUUGAUUUAAAUUGAUUAUAAUUAUCACGAUGUGAGCAUCGAAGCUUGCAUGCAAAUGAUUAUUUCCGACUUGCAUAAAUGAUAUGCGAAUGUGGUGAACAAUAUCAUGCCGAGACAAAUUAGAGAAUCGUUACAGACAAAAUUAGAAGAAAGAAAUCCCUAUACUCGCAACCCUGAAUAUUCAAAAUUUCAAAUCGCCGGGGUUGGGGUAUGUGGUGGUUUGGUUGCAUGCCUCGUGUUUAGGACUGUUAGUUGUUUUGCGCUCACGCUUAAACUGUUAGAAGGGUUAUAUAUGGAAUACUGAAAGAGUUGACAGUUUCAGACAGUGCAAUGGUUUGGACUGUUAGUCUAAUUUAAUACGUUUUACCGGAUUAUGGAUGGUGUACUAGACUGAUUCAACCAGUUGAAUAGUUGAGGUUGAAGCUGCAUAAUAGAUUUACUUACAUUUCUUCUCAUCUCCUUGAGUAGUUCCAAAGGGCAUGGCGCACUAAAGUAAGUUGAGCUAUCAUCGGCAGCGAUUGUUACUGGCAAAGAUUGUUCGCAAUAAUUUUGUUUUUCCAAAAUAUCAACAGUUUUCUUCACCGCUUCCGUUCGUGGUAAACUGGGAUGGCAAUGUCCAUUCCGAUCACAGACACAGGUCACAUGAUUGCCCGAGGUUGUGUGCUGUGCAGAUCAAUCAUUGCUCAUCUAAAACACGCUUUUCACACUUUUUUUUCAUUGGCUAGGCAACUUCAUCACCACGCCAGCACCUUGCCAAGUUGCCAACGUCUGCUCACAGUAAAUGCAUUGCUGGUGACAUUUGCCAACCAAACGGUUGCCAUAAAAUUACCCUAGUUCCUCAUGGCUUUAGGGCUCAAGCAUAUUAAUGGUUGCCAUUUAGUCUGAGUCGGACACACAGGUCAAUAAAAAGCACUCUUACGGCGGGUAAAGCCGAUCGCUGCGUGGUUUUACAAAGUUGUGCCGCGUGCUCUACGUUUCUUUGCACAAGUUGAGUUUGUGUGCCCCUCUUCGCGAGCUUCUGGGAGUUUCUGCGAGUUGCUGCUCUUCCCUUGUGCAGCUCAAGCACCUUGAAUAAAGCCGCAAUCGAAGAUCGCUCCGACA
Molecule: messenger RNA, 2922 nt
Organism: Petromyzon marinus (sea lamprey)
Lineage: Eukaryota; Metazoa; Chordata; Hyperoartia; Petromyzontiformes; Petromyzontidae
Product: secernin-2-like
Biological process (GO): proteolysis
Molecular function (GO): cysteine-type exopeptidase activity; dipeptidase activity
Source: RefSeq, a predicted model, not a curated record